Molecule: messenger RNA, 1347 nt
Organism: Salvia miltiorrhiza (redroot sage)
Lineage: Eukaryota; Viridiplantae; Streptophyta; Magnoliopsida; Lamiales; Lamiaceae
Exons: 3
Coding region: 1-1347 (448 amino acids)
Source: RefSeq, a predicted model, not a curated record
AUGUCUGAAGAUGGGGAUGAUGACGGUGAUGAUAUUUUACCACCACCACCGUUGAUAAGAGAGUUGGGCCGCCACAAGAGAAAUCAUCCGCUAUGCAUUGUGUUGCCCACAAUUAAUCAAAAUGCUGAAAUCAAGCCCGAUUUCAUUCAAGUGCUACCCAAGUUUGGUGAUCUACCUGGAGAGAGUGCACACAAGCAUCUGGCUGAAUUUGAUUUAGGUAGAGCUCGAGAUUGGUUGCUUGAUCUAUCACCUGGCUCAAUCAGAACUUGGAACGACUUAGAGGAGCAGUUCUUGCGUAAAUUCUUUCCAGAAUCAAAGGCUGCAAAUCUAAGAAUAGCUAUUAGUGGCAUCAAGCAGAGGCAGCAGGAGUGUUUGAGGAUUGUUGAUGCUGCUUCUGGAGGAAGUUUGACCAACAAGACCUUAGAUGAAGCAAAACAAUUGAUUUUUGAUAUGGUCUCCAAUGGUCAACAAUAUGAGGAUGAGAAUGAUGAUAGGUACAGGCCGGUCAACAGAGCAGAAGAUGCAUGUGUGAAUGAGAAACUCGAUGUUCUAACUUCCUUAGUUAGAGGCUUUGUUGGAGCUCAAAUUCAGAAGGAUAAUCAUCCAAAUUUCAGCUGGAAUCAUUCGCCUGAAUUUUUCACCAGCGCACAGCCGCAGGCUGGGCGGUAUGGCCAUACCGACCGUCCAGAACCCAGUAUGAGCGAUAUUCUUAAAAAUCUAGAACAGAGCAGUCAGAUUAUUAAUAAUCUGGUACAAAGUCAGCAAGCUUUCCAGCAAGAGACGCAGGCUGCGUUGGGUAGUAUGGGCACACAGAUCACUCAACUCACCACUCAAGUGAACAAGUUGCAAGCCAAUCAUGGAAAAAUUCCAUCUCAAGAAGAAGUACAUCCCAAGGAAUAUGUUUAUGCCGUGAAUUUCAUGAGUGAGGAAGACUUAUUUGAUCCAAAGCCCAUGGAAGAUGAAAAGGAGAAGGAAGAGCAAGAAAGUGCUCAAAACGAUGAAGUUGUUGAAGAGGCACAACAAUAUGAAAAUAUUUCUUCUUCCGAUGUAAGUGUUGAAUCUAAAAUUUAUAAUUCUAAGGCGUUAAUUUCUCUCACUUUUCCUUUCACGUUGGCUCAAAAUAAGAAUAAAGAAUGUGGCAGGGAGAUUCUGAAAAUGUUCACGAUGAAUAAAGAACCACCAGAAUGUUAUGAUGAAAUUCAAGGGUGUAAAGUGCAGUCGAACUCCACCAAUGAAGUUCACACUUGGCAUCUGUCGCGCGGUAUGCCCAUACUGACCAACAUUGAACCACUUGUGCCUUCAAUUGUGAAACUACCAAAGCGGAAAUUGAAACCACCUGAUUAUUGA